GCUCGCGGUUUGUACGUCAUCACCAGGCGUCCGCAGAGUCCCUCUUCGCGCCAAGCGGCUGCAGGAUUUUCUGACUCCUGACAAAUAACCUGAGAGUAAAACUGCGAGAAAACGUCUCCAUCAUGGACAUCAGGCGCUUCUUUCAACCGACUGCAGCGAAGCCUGCGGUGCACAAGCCGGCCCCAAAUGGAAACGUGAAAGCUGAAGAGAAGAAGAAGAAGAAUAGCAAGCCGCUGUCUCCAGAGGAUGAAGUGAAGCAGAAAAAGAAAGCGAGCAACAAGGUCAAAAGCCCAAAAACAGAAGAUAAACGCAAGGAUGGUGAGAAAAAACGAAAGAAGUCUGCCGUCAUAGAGUCGGACUCGGAGGAGGAGGAGCCAGUCAGGAAGUCAAAGAAUUCCCCUAAAGAGAAACAGAAGAGCAGCAGGGCAGCGCCGCCUCCUAAAAAAGAUCCUGUGCAAUAUGUCUCUGAAACAGACUCAGACAGUGACAACUUUCAGUCCUUGAAGAAGGUUUCCCAAACCAAGCAUGACGACACGUCCAAACUGAGGAAGUCAGAGGCAGAGAGUGCUCGUCCGGGGGCCAAAGAGGUGGCGAAACCUCCCGUCAAGUCGCCCUCCACGCGGGCAAAAACUGGGCUCAAGUCUCCUCCAGUGCUUGUAUCCCCCAAGUCGCCUCCUCAGACCAGACAAACCCCCACCUCAGUGAUGGACUACUUCGGCAGCAGCACUAUUCAGCGCUCAGAGAAGAAGCUGGUAGCCAGCACCAAACGAAAGGCUCCCAUUCAGGACACAGAAGAUCUGAUCAGUGAUGAGGAGCUUGCCAGACAGCUGCAGAUGAGUGAGGAGAUGGAGCUGGAAAAGCAGGUCCAUGAGGAUGAGGAGUUUGCCAGAACACUGGCCAUGCUGGAAGAGGAGCCCCAGGCCAAGAAGGCUCGUAAAGGCUCUGAUGACAAACAAGCUCAAGCUGCAUUUCCCAAGAAGAGCUGCACAGACUCUGCUGCUGGCAGCCCGAGCAGUCCACCGACCAGGAUCAAGUCGGAGGACGUGAUCAGUCCGACUCCUAAGAAGAACCUUUCCCCUGUCAAAGCCAGCUCCAAACUGGCCAUGAUGAAGAAAAGAGAUGAAGAGAACAACACAGGGUCGAAGAGUAAGACCCUCAUUUCACCCUCAAAAAUUAAAACCUCUCCCAAGAAGGAGCCCAUCGCUUCAUCGAGCUCACACAUGAAGCUCACACCCAAAACAGGAACGACACCCACGGCACUUAAAACGUCUCCCAAGAAACCAGAGAGCACAAGCACGAGUCCUGACGAUGCUGAGAAGAAGAAAGGUAACUCGGCAGCUUUCAGGAACUUCCUCAACAGAGAUGGACCACGAGCUCUGGGCUCCAAGGAAAUUCCAACGGGAGCAGAGAACUGUUUGGAGGGCUGUGUGUUUGUGUUGACGGGGGUCCUCGAGUCUAUGGAGAGAGAUGACACCAAAUCCCUCAUCGAGCGCUACGGAGGCAAGGUGACGGGCAACCUCAGCAAAAGGACCACCUACCUGGUGCAGGGCAGGGACAGCGGAGUCUCCAAACUCGACAAGGCCAAUAUUUUUGGAACCAAGAUCCUGGAUGAGGACGCUCUGCUGGAGCUGAUCAGAACCAAACCAGGGAAGAAGUCCAAGUAUGAGAUUGCUGCAGAGGCAGAGAGCAAAGCUUCUAAAACCAGGACUCCCCCCAGCCGAACGUCAAAGAGCACCCCCAAAGCCCAGAAGAUCUCUCCUUCAAAGGGUAAUUCCAGGUCCCCUCACACCCCGAGCCCGUCAAAGACCGGCCUGGCACAAGGUCACGGGAGAUCGACCAGAAGUGGCGGCACUCCACCUGUCAGAGGCUCAAGUCACACGGCCCGGAGGGAGCUGGGCCUUUCCUCCUCAUGUUCAACUUCAGCCCCACCACCAUCAUCAUCAUCCACAACUGCAGAGGACGCCAGCCUGCUGUGGGUGGACAAGUACCGCCCGCGCUCUCUGAAGACUGUGAUUGGCCAGCAGGGGGAUCAGAGCUGCGCCAAUAAGCUGCUGCGGUGGCUGCAGAACUGGCACAAAAACCACAGUGGCACCGUUUCCAAGCCUCCAGUAAGGUUUGGCAAGUUUGGAGGGAAAGAUGAUGGAUCAGGAUUUAAAGCUGCUCUGCUCUCUGGUCCUCCGGGGGUGGGGAAGACCACGACUGCUGCCCUCGUCUGUGAAGAGUUGGGCUUCAGCUACGUGGAGAUGAACGCCAGCAGUACUCGCAGCAAAAACAGCCUGAAGCAGGUCGUCGCAGAGUCACUGAACAACACCAGCAUCGAGAGCUUCUACAAAGGCACGUCUAAUACAGUGAGCAGUAAGCAUGUCCUGAUCAUGGAUGAGGUUGACGGCAUGGCUGGUAAUGAAGACCGUGGAGGAAUCCAGGAAAUGAUGGGCCUGAUCAGAAGCUCAAAGAUUCCUAUCAUCUGCAUGUGCAAUGAUCGUAACCAUCAGAAGAUCAGGUCACUCGCCAACUACUGCUUCGAUCUGCGCUUCCAGAGGCCGCGAGUGGAACAGAUUAAGGGAGCCAUGAUGUCCCUUACUUUCAAAGAGGGAAUCAAGAUCCCUCCUCCAGCUCUCAACGAAAUCAUCCUGGCUUCCAAUCAGGACAUCCGCCAGGUGAUUCACAACCUGAGCAUGUGGUCUGCUAAAGACAAGGUGAUGACCUACGACCAGUGCAAGUCUGACGCAGCCAGCGCCCGCAAGGACAUGAAGCUGGGGCCGUUUGACGUUUGCAGGAAGGUGUUUGCCUUGGGCGAUGAGACCUCCCACAUGAGCCUCAUCGACAAGUCCGACCUCUUCUUCCACGACUAUUCACUAGCUCCGCUCUUCGUCCAAGAGAACUACCUGCACGUCCGUCCAGCGGCUGCCAGUGGAGAUCUGAAGUCCCACCUGGUGUUGCUCAGCAAGACAGCGGAUUCCAUCUCGGACGGAGAUCUGGUGGACAGACAGAUACGCUCUCGGCAGAACUGGUCUCUGCUGCCGACCCAGGCCAUCUAUGCCAGUGUGUUACCAGGUGAGCUGAUGAGAGGCUACAUGAGUCAGUUCCCCACAUUUCCCAGCUGGCUCGGCAAGCACUCGUCCACCGGUAAACAUUCCCGUAUCAUUCAGGAGCUGAACUCACACAUGAGUUUAAAGACAUUGAGCAGCAGACAGGCGGUGAACCUGGACUACCUGCACUACCUGCGGCAGGCGCUGGUGAGCCCACUCCAGAGGCACGGAGCUGAGGGCGCCGGUCAGGCCGUGCAGCUGCUGGACAGCUACAACCUCAUCAAGGAGGACGUGGACAGCAUCAUGGAGAUCAGCGUCUGGGGCGGACAACCUGACCCCUACUCCAAACUGGAGUCUAAGGUGAAGGCAGCUUUCACACGCGCCUACAACAAAGAAAUUCAUCUCACACCCUACUCGCUGCAAAUUGUGAAGAAAGGCCGUGGUGCUGGUGGUGGUGCUGGUGGUGCUGGUGGUGCUGGUGGUGGUGGGGAGUCAGAGCUGGGAGGAGAGGAAAUGGACAAUGGACGUCACGAGUCAGAGGAGGAAGGAGAGGGCCUGAAGGCCGACGCUAUGAUUAAACAGAAGAAGGCAAAGGCCACCAAGGAGUCGAAAGAGAAGAAAGAAGAUUCUGGGAAAGGAAAAGGCAAAGGGAAAGGCAAAGCUAAGAAAUAACUGUUCCUCGUCUGCCUCCAACAGAAUGUACAUUUUUUUCUCUGCACUUAAAACAGUCCUGAAAUGAGCAGAAAGUGUUAAAGCUUGCCUUAGACUCAGACUUAGGUAACUCAUCUGUCUCUCAACCAAAAACUCAAACUUUUUUUAACUUCCUGUCGCCAUCCCGAGCAAAUGAUGCGUAGUGUCUGCCUGUUCCACCCGUUAUCAUGUGUGUACCCCUCUGCAGUAACGCGUGUCCAAUCAGGAGCGAUGUGCGUUUCUUCUGUCAUCUGUUUCUGGUCCAGGUGUCGAGGCUGUAAAUAAUGUGACGGUUACCUUUUUUGCUAGGACCACAGUACAUUAAUACUCCUGUUUGGUUCUACGUUUAGCACUGACGACUCUGUAAAUGUCACUUUUGUAAAGAUUUCAUGAGGAUGAAUAGAGAAAUAUCUCACUCA
This is a messenger RNA of Hippoglossus stenolepis (Pacific halibut), 4138 nucleotides long. RefSeq names its product replication factor C (activator 1) 1 (gene rfc1). Gene Ontology annotation, biological process: DNA repair; DNA replication. The transcript has 23 exons. Bases 123 to 3701 code for a protein of 1192 amino acids. Gene Ontology annotation, molecular function: DNA binding; ATP hydrolysis activity; ATP binding. Gene Ontology annotation, cellular component: nucleus; DNA replication factor C complex. The record is from RefSeq and is a predicted model, not a curated record. Lineage: Eukaryota; Metazoa; Chordata; Actinopteri; Pleuronectiformes; Pleuronectidae.